This is a messenger RNA of Penaeus vannamei (Pacific white shrimp), 2641 nucleotides long. Its product is annotated as interleukin enhancer-binding factor 2 homolog. Gene Ontology annotation, cellular component: catalytic step 2 spliceosome. Lineage: Eukaryota; Metazoa; Arthropoda; Malacostraca; Decapoda; Penaeidae. Gene Ontology annotation, molecular function: DNA binding; double-stranded RNA binding. Gene Ontology annotation, biological process: positive regulation of DNA-templated transcription. The record is from RefSeq and is a predicted model, not a curated record.
CAGCCUUUAGCCAUGUUGUUUUGAUUCCAUCCCGGCGUCACGUUAAAGGUGUCAACAACAUCAUUUUCACCUUUUUUACUCUUUUUUCAGUGUUGUGUUAGCAAAAUAUGGUAAUGACCCGAGGACGCGGGCGAGGUAUGAGAGGAGGCAUGAUGCGCCCCAUGGGCCCCGGGCCACAUUUUGGCCCCAAGAUGAAGCAGUUUGUACCACGGCUGCCCUUUGACAUGGUACUCUGCGAGUCGGCCUUCCCCAAAGUGAAGCCGGCACCUGACGAGUCUGCAUUUACUCAGGCCCUCUUAAAAAGAAAUGCAGACUUGUCACCCACACCAGCAGAACAGGCUGCUGUACUUAACCUAGUCACAAAGAUCCAAGCUGUGAUGGAUAACCUUAUUGUAGAUCCGGGCAAUUUUGACGCAUGCGUAAGUUCCCAAAUCGAAGAGGUGCGACAGGUGGGCUCGUACAAGAAAGGUACCAUGAUGACGGGACACAAUGUGGCAGACAUUGUGGUGAUCCUCAAGACGCUGCCCACCAAGGAGGCCGUGGAAGCUCUCGGGAAAAAGGUGUGUGAUGAUCUGCGCACGCAAGAGCCCCAGGAAGUGCUCGUCCUCACAAUGCUCCCAGAUGACCGAGGCUUCGAGAUCAGCAACAGUGAGGCCACAGUGCGUGUCCUUGUGACCACCAUCCACCAGAACCUGCGCAAACUGGAUCCUGAGCUGCACCUCGACCAGAAGAUCCUCCAGUCACACCUAGCGGCGAUUAGACACAGCCGCUGGUUCGAGGAGAAUGCACACCACUCCACAAUUAAAGUACUUAUUCGGUUACUGCGGGAUCUGCGUGGACGCUUCGAAGGGUUUGAACCUCUGUCACCUUGGAUGCUGGACCUCCUGGCACAUUAUGCUAUUAUGAACAACCCAAGCAGACAGGCCUUGCCCAUAAAUUCUGCAUUCCGCAGAUGUUUGCAGCUAUUAGCAGCAGGGCUGUUCUUACCAGGCUCUGCAGGUAUCAGUGACCCCUGUGAAGGAGGGAAUAUUCGUGUACAUACAGCCAUGACUCUGGAACAGCAGGACCUUGUAUGUCUCACCGCCCAGACUCUUCUAAGAGUACUUUCACAUGGUGGCUACAAACAGAUCCUUGGACUCGAAGGCAACUCAAGUAUAGCAAGCGAAAUGUCUGUCUGGGAUGGCGUUGUAGUGUCUGCAUUAGAGAAGGCCUAUGAAAAGCCCCCGGAGCGACCCCCACAGGAUGAUGAUGGAGAUGACAUGGAUGCUGAUGACGAUCCCAUGGAGACGACAGACAAUUAAUUAGUGUAUAUUGGGAGAGCACAGUCGAAUUGUGGAAUUUUAUGCUUCAUGUGGAAAAGAAAUGGCGAGUGAAAAUAAAGGAAAGAAAAAACAACCUUUUUCUUGUCUGUUAAGGAAUGCCUCUUCCUUUUUAAUUUUUUUUUAUUGAAAAGUUGCUUGUGUGAAUAUCAACUGAAAUGCAAAAAGAAAAUCGAAAUAAACAACUUUUUCUUUGACUCCUAGUGUCUAUAGGAGGACAUUUUUAGAACAGUAUAAUAGUCAAUAAAUUUAUACUUGAAAUGUUUCUGUGGUGGUAUGUUUUCAGCCCUGUCCUAUAUACAACUCUUCACUGCCAUCUCAUGAACAAGGGACUUACUUUUUUUCUUUUCUUUUUUAUAAACUGGUUGUGCAAAACUUGUCAUACAGGGAAUUGUGCGAGGAAAUACAAAAGAAUUUGACCAUUUUAUCUAAUGCAUUAUUAUUGUUAUUAUUUUUUUCCCAUGCAAAUAAUUCAUAUUGAAGUGCUAAUGUAACGUGAAUAUUUGAUUUUAAUAGAUGGAAAAGAUGGAUUACUAUAUUGUGAUUAUGUUGAAGAUGUGUUAAAGUUUUUUGGAAUUUGUUCAGGAUUUUUACUCUUCCAUUAUCCAAGUAGGUUGAUUGAUAUAUGUAUUGCGAUUUUGUCCUUUUUAAAAGUUAUUUUCUAUUUUCUCUCUAGGAAUUAAGAAAGUGCAUAACAAGAUCUGGCAUUCACCUGUGUUGAUAUUCAUUAGUCAAAGCAUUGCAUGUUGUGUAUGACUGUGUAGUAAAAUUUUCGACAACUUCUCAUAUGUAACAACAUAAUCAUUCUAUAGUAUUUUUCUCUUUCAAAGUCAUAGCCUGUUUAUUGGCUAGUACAAAAAUAAUAGUUUUAAAUUAUGUCUUUUGGACUUGUGAUCCUAAAAUGGAAGAAUUUAUUUGUAACAUCUCAAAUAUUGGUACGAGUGAUUUGAACAGUAAUUAAUCAGUACAAAUAUAACUGAUAUAUGUAGGGUAUACUAAAAAAAAAUAAAAAGUAAAAAAAAAAGGUAAAAAAACUUUCCCAUUUAAUAACAAAGAAGUUUUUGUUUAAUUAGUUACCCCAAUUGUAAGCUUUACAACAUAUAGGAAAUGCCUAUAUCCUGAGUUUCCACUUUGAAGAUGACAUGAAACAUUUUGCUAAGUUGUGUAUUGUUUAUGAAUAUGAAAAUAGCUGUGGACAUUUUUUUCUUCUUUUUUUAAUAGUAUUAAUGCAUAUAUGGAAAAUAUAUUUAUUUCUUUUUCUGUUUACUUUCUUAUGCUUCUGUGUCUUUUUUUCUACAAAUAAAGUGAGUGCUAGUGAUUAA